CAUUGUGCCUACAGUAAAUGAAAUAAAUUAUCUCUUCCUGACACAUCAUUUUUCUGUGCUUUCAUUCUAGCCUCCUUAUCUAUAUACAUAAGAGUUUUUGCUUAGUUUUAUGAUAGUGGAGAAAAAAGGAUUUUAUUUUGUUUCCUCAUUUACAUUGAAGAUUUAUAAACAGUUCACCUAUUGGCUUAGUCAUUGUCUCAUUUAUCCCUUUUAGUGUAUGUAUGCAAAUGUAUAUGUUCAUUCCCUGUUGUUGGACAAUAUAGAUGGUUUCCAGUUUUUCUCCUUGGUAAUAAUGAAGUGACCAUCUUUGUUCUUUUAAAUAAUUUCUUAGGACCAUCUCUGUUCUUUUAAAUAAUUUCUUAGGGUAAGUUACCAAGAUUGGAAUUACUGGGUAAUGUUAAGAUAAAAUUACAGGAUAUAGAUUAAAAACUUUGGCAAUUGUUUUUAUGUUUCAAGUUGACAACCCAAAUCCCAGAUUAAAUAUAGUCUUUGGUCAGAUAACCCUUUGUUUGGAUACUGUUUGGUCAAAAGCAGUCAAAUUCUUGUAGAGUUAUCAUGGAACACAGAGAUAAAUGCAAAAUGCCCCUUGGUUGAGUUUAAAUAUAAGACUUUACCUUGUUCAUCAGUUACUCUGUGUUGUUUGAAGUUUUCAAGUAAAGUGGCAGUAUAAUUUUCAGUUAUAUUUUAUAUAGUAUUUAUACAUACCUGAUUUUGUUGACAAAAAUAUUUUAAGGUGGUAAGAGUUAUAAAAUUAAUAUUAUCUAUGUCAACACUGAACAGUCGUGGUUUCAAAUAAAAACUUUUUUCCCCAACAAAGUCAAUUUUAUAAUUACUGCAAAAACUAAAACUAAGAGGGUAAACAAAACUAAGUAGGUGGUUUGAUAUUUCAGAUGUUCCUAUUUUAUGAGGACAGUUAAAAGUUCUAGUUUUUAACUGUACUUAAUGACACUGAUUCAUUAUAUGAUUUACUUAUGUGCUAGUUUUGUAUUUCAGUCAGCUGUUCUGUUUGUGGUAUAUUUUCAGGUUUAUUCUUAGAAAUCUAUAUAGAGGAGCCCUGGUGGUGUAGUGGUUAAGAGCUCGGCUGCUAACCAAAAGGUCGGCAGUUUAAAUCCACCAGCCGCUCCUUGGAAACCCUAUGGGGCAGUUCUACUCUGUCCUAUAGGGUCGUUAUGAGUUGGAACUGACUGAACGGCGCCUAACAGCAACAACACAGGGUCACUAUGAUUUGGAAUCUGCUCGUUGGCAAUGGGUAUGGAGGAAUCUAAGAAAGAACUGUUAACUAAUGGUGUCUAUGGGCCAAAAGCUUAUGUGGCAACCCAAGGACCUUUAGCAAAUACAGUAAUAGAUUUUUGGAGGAUGAUAUGGGAGUACAAUGUUGUAAUCAUUGUUAUGGCCUGUCGAGAAUUUGAGAUGGGAAGGAAAAAAUGUGAGCGUUACUGGCCUUUGUAUGGAGAAGACCCUAUAACCUUUGCACCAUUUAAAAUUUCUUGUGAAGCUGAACAAGCAAGAACAGACUACUUCAUUAGGACACUGUUACUAGAAUUUCAAAAUGAAUCUCGUAGGCUAUAUCAGUUUCAUUAUGUGAACUGGCCAGACCAUGAUGUUCCAUCAUCAUUUGAUUCUAUUCUGGACAUGAUAAGUUUAAUGAGGAAAUACCAAGAACAUGAAGAUGUGCCUAUUUGUAUUCACUGCAGUGCAGGUUGUGGAAGAACAGGUGCCAUUUGUGCCAUAGAUUAUACAUGGAAUUUACUAAAAGCUGGGAAAAUACCAGAGGAGUUUAAUGUAUUUAAUUUAAUACAAGAAAUGAGAACACAAAGGCAUUCUGCAGUACAAACAAAGGAGCAAUAUGAGCUUGUUCAUAGAGCUAUAGCCCAACUGUUUGAAAAACAGCUACAACUAUAUGAAAUUCAUGGAGCCCAGAAAAUUGCAGAUGGAGUGAAUGAAAUUAACAUUGAAAAUAUGGUUAGUUCCAUAGAUCCUGAAAAACAAGAUUCUCCUCCUCCAAAACCACCAAGGACCCGCAGUUGCCUUGUUGAAGGGGAUGCUAAGGAAGAAAUACUGCAGCCGCCAGAACCUCACCCAGUGCCACCCAUCUUGACACCUUCUCCCCCUUCAGCUUUUCCGACAGUCACUACAGUGUGGCAGGACAAUGACAGAUAUCAUCCAAAACCAGUGUUGCACAUGGUUUCAUCGGAACAACAUUCAACAGAUCUUAACAGAAACUAUAAUAAAUCACCAGAACUUCCAGGGAAAAAUGAGUCAACUAUUGAACAGACAGAGAGAAAAUUGGAGCGAAAUUUAAGCUUUGAAAUUAAGAAGGUGCCUCUCCAAGAGGGACCAAAAAGCUUUGAUGGGAACACACUCUUGAAUAGGGGACAUGCAAUUAAAAUUAAAUCUGCUUCACCUUGUAUAAUUGAUAAGAUCUCUAAGCCACAAGAACUGAGUGCAGGGGAUUUAAAAGUUGAUGAUAUUUCUCAGAAUUCUUGUGUGGACUGCAGUAUAACACAGUCAGAUAAAGGCCCAGCUACUCCAUCAGAAGAAACACAGAAGAAUUCAGGCACACCCCCAAGGCCAGACUGUUUGCCUCUUGAUGAGAAAGGACAUGCAAUGUGGUCAUUUCAUGGACCUGAAAAUGCCCUACUCAUGCCUGAUUCCUCUGAAGACAAAUCCUCUGAUAUCCAUUGUCAAACUGUUAAAACUCUGAGUUUAACACCAAGCCCUACAACACAAGUUGAACCCCAUGAUCUUGUAGAUCAUCACAACAGUUCACCUCUAUUCAGAACACCCCUCAGUUUUACUAAUCCUCUUCACUCGGAUGACUCAGACUCGGAUGAAGGGAACUCUGAUGGUGCUGUUACCAAGAAUAAAACUAAUAUUUCUAUAGCAAGUGCCACAGUUUCUGCUGCCACUGGUGCUGAAAGCAUUUCUACUAGAAAAGUAUUGCCGAUGUCCAUUGCUAGACAUGAUAUAGCAGGAACCAUACAUUCAGGUGCUGAAAAAGAUGUUGAUGUUAGUGAAGAUUCUCCCCCUCCCCUACCUGAAAGAACUCCUGAAUCUUUUGUGUUAGCAAGUGAACACAAUACAUCUGUAAGAGCUGAAUGGAGUGAACUUCAAAGUCAGAAACAGUCUGAACAAAAAAAAUCUGAAGGCUUGAUAACCUCUGGAAAUGAAAAAUGUGAUCAUCCAGCAGGAGGCGUUCACACGGUGACUUAUAUAGACUGCCCACCUACUUUCAGUGACAAGAAAGAGCAAAUAUCAUUAAGUCUGACAGAAGCCACAGAUAUUGGUUUUGGUAAUCGCUGUGGAAAACCCAAAGGACCAAGAGAUCCACCUUCAGAAUGGACAUGAUUCAGGGAGUUAAAAGACACUUUAAAUUAUACUGGAAAAUUUAAGUGCCACUGAAAUCCAGAUUAGUAUUCCAUCUUAAAAAUGUGGGACUAACAGCAGUGUAGAUUGUUACCUUAAGAUUUUUUUGCUGGGAUGGUCUACCUGCCUAUACUACACUUAGGAAAAAGUAUUACAUAUGGUUUAUUUUGUAACUUCAAGUAUUACUGCCUUAAUGUCUCUUAACCCUGUUACACGCUGCUUGUAGACAUGUUAAUAUAGUAAUACUUUUAUGAUAAACUGAGUUUAAGGACUACUCUUUUGCUAAUGUUUUAUCAUGUAUGCAUUAUUUUGUAUUUGUACAGGGCAAGUAGGUAUAUAAUUUGAUAAAGUUGCAGUCAUAAAAUAUUAUUAACAGAAGAUGUAAGAAAUUUCUGCAUGGUCUAAAUUUUUGUGUACCUUAUUUGUAAAUUAUUUGCCCUGAAGUUUUAGAAAAUAGUUUCUGAAUUUAAAAAUAGCUGGAUUCAUGCAGCCAGCAUUGUAGGUUAUCAGAAAUCAAAGAUUGUAAUAAUAAUACAUUUUGUAAAUUGUAAGCAAAAGGUUAUUUUUAUAUUAUAUACUGUCUAAUUGUCCAUCCUAAUUGUCUUUGUUUUCAUCUAGUCAUGGAGAUUCAGUAAGUGCCUUGGAACAAUAUUGAAUUCUCUUAGCUUGUGUGUGUUACUUUAAUAUUUGAAGUCAACUGGGGUUAGAAGACUAUUAAAAUAUAUGUAUGUUUCAGGUUAUUUGACCUGCCAUUAAAAAAAACAGAAACAAUUUUAUAGUGCCUACCUGUUGUCUUGGGUUUUCAUUCUUCAUUUUUAGGAUAUUAGACUUAAUGUCAGUCUUCCUGCUGGCUUAGUCUUAUUUUUAAGCUACUGACAUGAGUGGGACUUAAUCUCUUAAUUAAGGAAUAGGGAGCACCUUCUUCCUUAUGGCUCUGCAAUUCUAAAUACUUUAUCGUUGAGUCAGCCUUAGGUAUUCUUAUCAUUAUUAGUGUACCAAGAUCCUAGUGGAACACCAGGCAGAGGUGAGGUUGGGAAAGAGGGACAGGUUUCUUCCCAUCCCACAUCUGGAACAUAGGUCUUAUAAAUACCAAGUAUGAAUUUUGACACCACUGAUUGAUGUUAAUGGAAUUUUACUCUAUCAAUAUUUUCCUUCUUUAUACAAACAGUGAAAAAAUUAGUUAGGAUACUAAAGUGAGUAGAAAGGGGAUGGUUGUGAAGGAGAAAACCAUACUAGAAUUUUGUAUUAAUUUUUUAAGCUAAAUAGUCUUCAUGUUGAUACCUUAGAAUUUCAAAGUUUUCUCAUAUAUUUUGAUCUUGAUAAGGAAAUGAGAAUACGGUGGACCCUUGACAUUCAAAAGACACACCCUAAUAGCAUAUCAUUUUCCUAAUAAAAUUUAAACUUAAAUAAAAAUCUAGUCCUUUCACAAAUUUGAUGAUUUGUAUAAUAUGGCACUGAAAUCAUCUUUAUAAAGAUUUUUUGGUUGGGAAUUUGUUGCUUGAAACACCUUCACUGAAGUAUAACAUGUAUUCAGAAGGGUGAAAACUAAUAUUAAUCAUCACAAAGUAUACAUAUCAUGUGGAUAUAACCACUGCCUAGAUCAAAGCAAUAAACGUUAUCAGCUCCUGAGAAACUUCCCCCUCGUGCUUCUGGGACUCCUUUGUUAUUAUAUGUGUAGUAAUCAUUUGUUCAUUUUUCAUUGCUCUAAAGUUUUGCAUUGUGUGAAUAUACCAUAAUUUGCCUGUUCUGUUAUUAAUAUAUAUUUGGUUGUUUUGGUUUUCGAAAUUACAAAGUAUGCUGUAGUGAAUAUUUCUGAAUGUGUCUUGGUGUACAUAUGUAUAUUUUCCGUUGGGUAUAUAUCAAGGCUUAGGACUUUAGUUUAUUGGGUAUGUGCAUAUAUUCAGCUUUAGUAGACACUGCCAAACCUUUUUCCAAAGUUGCAGUUCUAAUUGUUCCGUAUCCUUGUCAACCCUUGCUAUUAAUAGUAGUUCUCAUUUUAGCUAUUUUAUAUCACAGUUGUAUUGCAUUGUGAUUUGAAUAUAUAUUUUUACCUAAUGAUUAUAGUUGAACACCUUUUCAUGUGUUUCUGGACAUGUGGAGAUCCUGUUUUGUGAACUGCCUGUUCAAGUCUCAAGCAGAUAUUGUUUGGCUUAUCUGCUAAAACUGAAUGUAUACAUACCCUAUAGUCUGGCAAUUCUGUACCUGUUUUUUUAUGGGUUAUCUGACCUUUUCUUAUUGAUUUAUUGGAAUUAUUAAUAUAUUCUGCAUUUUGACCCUUGUGGGUUUGCCUAUGGUUUGCCUUUUCACUCUAUUAAUGGUGUCUUUUGAUAAAUAGGAGUUUCUAGAUUUAAUUUAGUCCCAAGUUAUCAACCACCAUUUAUUGAGAAAGCUGUCCUUUCUCCACUGUUCUAUCAGAUAUCCAUUUAUAUGUGGGUCAGUUUCUGGAUUUUUCUCUAUUCAAUUACCUAGCCUUAUGAUGAUAUUUUAAAUUCUGCCUUUUUACAGCUUUUGCUUUC
Messenger RNA from Trichechus manatus latirostris (Florida manatee), 5882 nucleotides. It is a transcript of the gene PTPN12, whose product is annotated as protein tyrosine phosphatase non-receptor type 12. Gene Ontology annotation, cellular component: nucleus; cytoplasm. Gene Ontology annotation, molecular function: non-membrane spanning protein tyrosine phosphatase activity. NCBI's taxonomy places the organism in Eukaryota, Metazoa, Chordata, Mammalia, Sirenia, Trichechidae. The record is from RefSeq and is a predicted model, not a curated record. Gene Ontology annotation, biological process: peptidyl-tyrosine dephosphorylation; regulation of epidermal growth factor receptor signaling pathway; cellular response to epidermal growth factor stimulus. The transcript has 16 exons. Bases 1246 to 3348 code for a protein of 700 amino acids.